This is a messenger RNA of Lineus longissimus, 1081 nucleotides long. RefSeq names its product CXXC motif containing zinc binding protein-like. The transcript is spliced from 6 exons. Lineage: Eukaryota; Metazoa; Nemertea; Pilidiophora; Heteronemertea; Lineidae. Gene Ontology annotation, molecular function: zinc ion binding. Bases 20 to 508 code for a protein of 162 amino acids. The record is from RefSeq and is a predicted model, not a curated record.
AUUUUCCAGGCUAAUCAAGAUGGUGAAGAUUGGGUUACAGUUCAAGGCUGACCUGGACAACAUCACCAACCUUCAUCCAGAAGGGGAUGAUUUUAGGUGGUACAUAAAGUUCAAGUGCCUCAACUGUGGAGAAGAGACUCAUGAUUUUACCUACCUGACUUUGACGGAGAGCACUCCAGUAAAAGGUGGCCGAGGAAAGGCGAGUCUGGUUCUGAAGUGUAGGCUAUGUUUAAGAGAAAAUUCAGUUGAUAUCAUUCCUGAGAGCUAUCAUCCAUACAACAUCGAAGACAGUGGAAAGUUCAAGACAGUGGUUGCCUUUGACUGCCGAGGUAUUGAGCCAACUGAUUUCUCCCCACGUGUAGGAUUUGCUGCAGAUAGUUCAUUUGAUAAUGGUGUGAACUUUCAAGAUAUUUCAUUGACAGAAAAGGACUGGUCAGACUAUGAUGAGAAGGCUAAAGCAACAGUUGGAAUCUAUGAUGUUACCCAUCAGUUUAAAAAGUUGAAGUGAAAGUCUUACUGUGUAUAAUCCUAAAUGUCAUCAUGACUGGACUGGGAACGUGUGCUGCUUGGAAAUGUGCUUAAUAUAAAGACAGAUGAGAGAAUUUCUUAACUAAAAUUGCCCUUCCUGCUUAAAAAAAAGAACUAAUUAUUGUGUCAUUUGAGGGAAAUGUUGUUGUUAACGGUACCUGUCUUGACAUUUUGGUUUUGUUGAAAGGGAUUUUUCUGUGUCACUCAUUGAAAAGUACUGUUGGUUGUUUCACACACGACAUGCAGAAAGGCAUCGUUGAUUUCAAAAUAUAUAUCGCUAAGUGUACUGGCAUAGUGGCCAAUGUUAUUACCUAUUCUGGUAUUGCAUACAACGUGCAAAACACUUGAUCUAGUUUAGGAGUUUAAAGGCCUGACACAGUUUUCACAUUCAUUGGGUUUAUUUCUUCAAAAACUAAUUGGUCAACCCAAGUGAAAGAUGUAUAGUACAGGACUUUGGAUUGCUUGAUUCUGCAAGCUUUUUACUGCUGAGAUGAGGGAUUUCUAAUCUGUAUCGCAAGUUGAAAGGUUAUUUUAUUGAAUAAAAGGACUUUUU